Oncorhynchus keta (chum salmon) is the source of this 6064-nucleotide messenger RNA. Its product is annotated as kinesin light chain 2-like. Gene Ontology annotation, molecular function: kinesin binding. NCBI's taxonomy places the organism in Eukaryota, Metazoa, Chordata, Actinopteri, Salmoniformes, Salmonidae. Gene Ontology annotation, biological process: microtubule-based movement. The transcript has 15 exons. Gene Ontology annotation, cellular component: kinesin complex; membrane-bounded organelle; cytoplasm. The coding region runs from base 527 to 2377 and encodes 616 amino acids. The record is from RefSeq and is a predicted model, not a curated record.
CCAUGUAACAGGGGUAGCGGUGAAGUCGUAUCGCCCGGACUGUGCUUGAGGAUUGUGGGAGAAUUCGAACAGCAGCCAUUUUCGGGUCGCGACUGUCAUUCUUCGAACACGCUUCUCAGACUGAGAACGCAGCGGGUCCCGCACUCUCCCAAAACAACUUCCCGAGGAAAGAUCGGACGAUGUCGAUUCACUUUGCGAACAGCCUUCCUGUAUUUUGAUCCCAACUCCCGAUGAAACCAACCGUCGCAAGACAAGAGAACAUUUUGACUAGGCUAAUUCGUGCCCGGAUCGAAUUCAUUAGCUAAUCAGCAAUGCUAAUAUAAUUGGUAACAAUGUAUUGCUUAGAACUCGCAAGCUUUUAGACGCCAGCGACAAUCGGAUUUAAGCAAAGUGGUGUUCCGUGGGCUAUUUUGUAUUUAUUUAUUUUUACAGCUAGUUCAGAAGGCUGAAUAACGCGUCACCCGGAUCUUACCCGUGGGGCAACAGCAGGGGAGAGCAGUGUGUGCGAACCCGGGUUAUCUCCACCAUGGUGUACCCACGCAGCGAGGAGGCCCUGGAGCGCCUGUCCCAGGAUGAGAUCGUGCUCAACACCAAAGCUGUGAUGCAGGGCCUGGAGACCCUCCGCGGGGAGCAUGCCCAGCUCCUCACCUCCCUGCUGGACUGCACACAGCCACCUGCUGCCCAGGAGAAGUCAGGCCUGCUGCGUAAGAGCCUUGAGGCCAUCGAACUGGGCCUGGGAGAGGCACAGGUGAUCAUUGCCCUGUCGGGCCACCUGAGUGCGGUGGAGUCUGAGAAGCAGAAGCUAAGAGCCCAGGUCAGACGACUGUGUCAGGAGAACCAGUGGUUACGAGACGAACUGGCAGGAACACAGAGCAAGCUGCAGUGUAGUGAGCAGAGUGUUGCCCAGCUGGAGGAGGAGAAGAAACACCUGGAGUUCAUGAACAAGAUCAAGAAGUUUGACGACGACGUGUCUCCGUCUGAGGAGAAGGCUGCGGGCGAGACGUCCAAAGACAGCCUCGACGACCUGUUCCCCAACGACGACGACCAGGGACAAGCCCAGCCCAGCGGAGAGGCUGCGGCCCAGCAGGGUGGCUACGAGAUCCCGGCCCGUCUGAGGACUCUUCAUAACCUGGUGAUCCAGUACGCCUCCCAGGGGAGGUACGAGGUGGCCGUGCCCCUCUGCAAACAGGCCUUGGAGGACCUGGAGAAGACCUCCGGACACGACCACCCCGACGUGGCCACCAUGCUCAACAUCCUGGCCCUCGUCUACAGGGACCAGAACAAGUAUAAAGAGGCAGCCCACCUGCUGAACGAUGCCCUGGCCAUCAGAGAGAAGACUCUGGGGAAGGACCACCCUGCGGUGGCUGCCACUCUCAACAACCUGGCCGUGCUCUACGGGAAGAGGGGCAAGUACAAGGAGGCUGAGCCCCUCUGCAAGAGAGCCCUGGAGAUCAGAGAGAAGGUCCUGGGCAAGUACCACCCUGACGUGGCCAAGCAGCUGAACAACCUGGCCCUGCUGUGUCAGAACCAGGGAAAGUACGAGGAGGUGGAGUAUUACUACAGACGAGCCCUGGAGAUCUACCAGUCCAAACUAGGAGCUGAUGACCCCAACGUAGCCAAGACCAAGAACAACCUGGCUACAUGCUACCUCAAACAGGGGAAGUUCAAGGAUGCUGAGUCUCUGUACAAAGAGAUCCUGACCCGAGCACACGAGAAGGAGUUUGGCUCAGUCAACAAUGACAACAAACCCAUCUGGAUGCAUGCGGAGGAGAGGGAGGAGAGCAAGGCGAAGAGGAAGGAUGCUGUGCCCUAUGGAGAAUAUGGGAGCUGGUACAAGGCCUGCAAAGUUGACAGCCCAACGGUCAAUACCACCCUGAAGAGCUUGGGGGCGCUGUACCGCAGACAGGGUAAACUAGAGGCAGCUGAGACACUGGAGGAGUGUGCUACCAAGACACGCAAGCAGGGUAUAGAUGCCAUCAACCAGAGUAAGGUGGUGGAGCUCCUGAAGGACGGGGCCCCUGGAGGGGGGGAGCGACGUCAGAACCGGGAGGGUUUUAGUGGUCCCCAGCGGGGGGACUGUGAGGGAGAUGAUGGAGCAGAGUGGAACGGGGAGGGUAACGGUUCAUUGCGUCGGAGCGGCUCCUUCGGAAAGAUCCGCGACGCCCUGCGCAGGAGCAGUGAGAUGCUGGUGAAGAAACUACAAGGCAGCGGCCCCCAGGAGCCCUGCAACCCAGGGAUGACGAGGGCGAGCUCUCUCAACUUCCUCAACAAGAGUGCAGAAGACCCCUCACAGGAUGCCAACACGGGCCUUUCGGAAUGCAGAGGACUGAGCGCCAGCAACGUGGACUUGUCAAGACGCAGCUCCCUGAUUGGUUAAACAGACAGGAGGCGGGACCAGGAGGAGGAAGGGCCAAUGAGAAGAAACUGCUGGCUGUCCGAUGCGAUCAAAACACACUUCAGGUCCCAAACACUCGCAUUCAAGACAUUUUCGGGGAAAAAAAUGAUCGAGAAAAACACGACUUGACAUGGCUUUUUUGUGACAAAUCUCUGUGUCGGUCUGCUUCACUGUAUACUUCGCUGGCAUCAAACAGUAGAGAAAAUGAAUAUUUAACACGGCAUGCUGCAUACUAGAACAUGGAAUGUCUGCACUACUUAUGGUGACUGAGGCAUAGCAUCAUAACAGAAUAGCGAGUAAUUAUUAUUGCAACUUGACAAAUGUCUAUCAUAACUGCCUGGUACUUCUGGUGCAGACGCUCGGCCAUAGAAAUCGGAAUAGAACUAGUUUAUCUGUCUUCGAGAAGUAUCACACUCAUUGAUUACUAGUGGCAUGAAUACUGCAAAUGCUAGCAACCUGUUCAAUAGAUAUCACAGUGCUAGAGCGGUAUAAAUCAUAUAGGUUUUUAAGACGAGUUACAGGAGGUAUGAACUACAGCUGUUAGAAGAUUCAGCAAGGACAAAGACUGUACACAAUAUUUUGGCGAUGAUGAAAAUAAUCGGAGUGCGUCUGUAUUUUAACAUCAAAUGGGAGCAAAACAGCGCUGACCAGUUCAAGCUCACUAUUUUGCCUUCUGAAUUUUUGUUCUGUAUAUACUGGUUUAAGUUAUUUAAUAUUUCUUUCUUUGUAUAUAGCACAAGCAGUUUUUGUUUAGAGCAUAGGAGGACCUUUGUUGGGGAGACAGAUGCUGGAAUAAUGUCAAACAAGUGAAUAGAAACGGAGAAAAUACACUCACCAGACAGUUUAUUAUAUUACCCCUCUAGUACCGGGUCGGACUCCCCCUUUCCCUCCAGAACAGCCUGAAUUCUUCGGGGGAUUAUACAAGGUGUCGUAAACGUUCCACAGCGACGUUGGUCCGUACUGACACGAUGGCAUCACGCAGUUGCUGCAGACUGUGCGGCAGGUACAUUCAUGCUGUGAACAUCCCGUUCCAUCUCAUCCCAAAGAUGCUCUAUUGCAGAGGUAGGCAACCCUGUUCCUGGAGUGCUGCAGGGUUUUUUAUCCAAAUAGGCCCCACACCUGACCAACUACACUAAUUGAUCAGGUCAGUAAUCGCUUACAUUCAACAGACCUGAACAUCCACGUCAGUUAACUCAAAAACAUGGGCCAGGGUUUCCUACCUCUGCUCCAUUGGUUGAGGUCUGGGGACUGCACAGGCCAUUCAAGUAAACUGAACUCGCUGUCAUGUUCCAGGCAAUGUUUUUCCACUCUUCAAUUGUCUAGUGUUGGUGAUGGCGGGCCCUCUGGAGCCGCCGCUUCUUGUCUUCAGAUGAUAGGAGUGGAACCCGGUGGGGUCGUCUGCUGCAGUAGCCCAUCCGUGACAAGGAUUAACAGGUUGUGCAUUCCAGAGAUGCCGUUCUGCGCACCAGUGUUGUACGGCGUUGUAAUUUGUCUGUUUGUGGCCCGCUUGCACGAUUCUUGCCAUUCUCCUUUCUCGUCAACGAGACUGCCGCUGACUGACGAUCAUUCCACGCUCAGUCGCUUAGGUCACUCGUUUUGCCCAUUCUAACUUUUCAUUCGACAGUAACUGAAUGUCUCGAUGCCUGUCUGCCUGCUUUAUAUAGCAAGCCACGGCCAUGCGACUCACUGUCUGUAGGAGCGAUUCAUUUUUGUGGACACGGUGGUGUACCUAAUAAACUGAACAGUGAAAAACAGUGAAAAGACAAACGGGGGAAUAUAGACUAGUAAAGAGAUCAACCAGGGGGAAUAUAACUUCUAGUCAAAUGUAUUACUUAGUCUCGUUUGACAUCAAGUGAAAAUUUGACUUAAACCGAAGUUAGGAUUUCCCUCAAUCUGUAGCCUGAUCUGUCUAGAUUUGUUUGCGCUCUAGCCAACUACGCUAUCAUUAGUUGCCUUACCAGACAAUUCUGAACGUGAUAAAUAAGGCUGUUUACAUAGGCAGCCCAAUUCUAAUAUUUUUUUUCCACUAAUUUGUCUUUUGAACAAUCACAUCAGCUCCUUUCACAUCAGCUCUUUUUCAGAGCGGAUCUGAUUGGUCAAAAGAGCAAAUAGUGAAAAAAUAUAUAUAAAUCGAGCUGCCUGUGUGAAAGUAGCUCAUUUGGCGGAAGCACAGACCGAUUUUUAAACCAGGUUCGAAUUCAUUAGGCACGAAACUGAAGAAAAGGGGCUGAAACCUAGGACAACCUGGACUUUUCCAAUAAGAAAUGUUCGUUUUCUGUUGCUCCAAAAAAAGUUUUGCUACGAUGUGCGCUAAUGAAUAUGAGGCUAACUUAGUUCUGCUCAGGGGGGGGGGGGAAUACUGGAAAUGCUGACAUUGGACAAACAGUGCAUCUCAGUCAGUGUAGCCCUUUAGGCACGACGCGGUACAGUCUCCAGACACACUAUAAAUGGAAUGCACGGACACAGCACAACAUCACUCCAAUCAAGUUAGAUUUCCACGUAGUUGUACUGCUCUCUGAUGAGUUUAGCGAGGUACUGUAUCUGUUUCUUUAAGAGGUUAGAGUUGGGAGAACGGUAACGUUAUGUAACUAUCAAUUCUUCUAGUUCUUGUGACUUCUCUCUUUCCUUGGUUGGCGUUUACUGAAUAUGUGAGCAUGAUCUGCCCAUCUCUUUUUAUAUAUAUAUAAAACAAUGAUUCCUGAUCACUACUGUUGAUUGGAAUGAUUCAGAUCGGUUUACAGAAGCUGGCUCUAGGAUGAUCCAACCAAUGGCAGUCCUCUCACCAAACGUUGUCGUCAUUCGGUCUGUUUUUGUCUGAUCGGCUCCAACCUCAAGUGAAGAUGUGCAGGUUCUUGUUGAACACCGAGUGGUUGAUUUAAAUGUUGGGUUUUUACUUUUAUCAUGGGAGGGAGGAACAAGGAGGAGGGGGUUGAGAGUCGCGUUGUGUGUUGGCUCUUUAAUUGUUUUGUUUUUUAAGACUGAUACCAAGAGACUUGGACCACAGAAUGUAUAUUACUGUACGUCUUUGAGAAGGAGAGUGGUCUUGACUAUUUGCAUCUUCAGAUUGCGCUGCUAGUGCUUUGUCAUGUGGGGAAUAGGGAUGGGAACGGGGAUAUAGAUUUGUACAUGGAGGGGAGAAAUGAUGGAACAGAGGCUAAAGUGUGUGACAAAAGAAGAAUGAUGAGAGGAAAAAGAGAUGUGAAUCGCUGUUAGGUGAGAAUCAGUGACUGAGGGGGUGCUUUGCAUCAGUGCAGCAAAUAAUGUACAGAAUUGCCCAUCUAUGACCUCUGUCACACGCACUCAAACUUACUCCCAAUGCGUACAGGCGCAUUAUCUCAAACACACACUUCCAUGCUUUGUAAAUAUGUAGACGUUGGUGGACUGUAGUUUGUAGACCUAUAAAGAGGCUGUAUUUAUACACCGAGGAAUGUUUAAAAGAAAAACACACAUACCUAAACGCAGUGCUUCUCUUCCAGAUAGAUAGAUAUAUAUAUUUGCCACAUGUAGAAGUAAACACCCCUCACUGAGUCAGUGGGUUAAUAUGGGAUGGGGCGGGGGGUUAUGUGAUGCACUCUACUUCAGUAUAGCGGAUCUCAUUGUUAAGGGGCCAACAACCUUGUAUAUUUUAUUGAAAGUUCAAUAAAGGAAAAACUCCACUUUUCAAACUGA